Molecule: messenger RNA, 2439 nt
Organism: Penicillium psychrosexuale
Lineage: Eukaryota; Fungi; Ascomycota; Eurotiomycetes; Eurotiales; Aspergillaceae
Product: FHA domain protein
Exons: 4
Coding region: 1-2439 (812 amino acids)
Cellular component (GO): cytoplasm
Molecular function (GO): protein binding
Source: RefSeq, a predicted model, not a curated record
AUGUCGGACCCAAGCGCCACCGUGACGCUCGUCCCCCUCUUCGAAGACCUCUACCCUCUGCGUACCCUUACCAUCACCGACAAUGAUAAGACCGUGCCUAUCGGACGUGCCUCAAAGCGUGAAAAUCGAAACCGGAAUCCUACAGCAGAGAACGCUUGGUUUGAGUCUCAGGUCAUGUCUCGUGACCAUGCUUUGCUUAAGAUACUACCAAACCAAAAUAUGGUUUUCAUCACCGACUGUGGCUCAACACACGGGACUUUCCUAAAUGGUGGAAAGCUGGUGACAGACGUGAAUACCCCGCUGCGCAAUGGAGACAUCAUCCGAUUCGGUGUCGAUGUUGACCGUGGCCAAGAAGUUUUUGAGCCCAUCGAAGUCAGCUGCAAGGUUGAGUGGCUCAAACCCCAGCAUGUGGUUAUUCCAGAUGAUAGUAUUUCUAUCAAACCGGAUCCAAGUCCGUCAACCAACAGUUUCUCUGUCCCCGAAGACGAUAGCGAUAUGGAGGACACCGACCUACCCAGUGAUGACUCUUCUAAGGAGUCCGUUGCUCGAUCUUGGGAAACUACUGUUCUGCAGCCUAUGGAUACAUCUCUAGUUUCUCCUGCCUCGAGUGUCCAGAGUGCCCAGAGCGACGAACAUUCAAAGGACGGGGGCAACCCCUUUUGGGGAACUAUGUUUGCUACCAAGGAGCCUAUCUCCAAGAUUGUGCCCGACCCUACCCCACUGGUCCCGGAUCUUCUUAGCCCACUGCCUGAUACCAAACCGGUCUCCGACACCAAUCCAUCUCCCGCCAAACUGGUCUCAGAUGCCAAAAUAUCUCUCGCUGAGUCGGCCUCUGCUGAACUUCCAUCUGAACAACAAGCACAUGAAGAUAGCCUUCCUGCAAUCUGCUACCAGAAAGUACCUGAAAUUCGUUACAGCGAUUGGACCAUGAUGCGACCUAUGUUCAUGCGCCUGGCAGACAUGGCUUGGGGUGAAUCCAACAACAUACCCGACGUUGACCACGACAGGCGCAUCAUCCACGCUGCGCGCCGUUGUUCUAUUUCCCAAGAUUCGUACUGGGUAGAUGAUACCCCUAGCUUCCGACCUUGCGUUGGGACAGAAGUCUACUGGGAGCCUGACUCCGAGGACUCGGACACAUCGUUCCAUCGUAUGCCCGGCAACCUUCUUCGGUACUGGUCAGUCGAUAAGCGAAGAUAUUGGGUCAUCAAUGAAGAUGAAGGCGGCGAGCGGGUGAGCAAUUGGUGGUGGAUCGUUGAAAAGCCACUGGAGCUUCUCAGCGAGGACCUGAAGCGCCAGCUGGAGACUGAGACUGAGGUUGAAGACUGUCACAAAUGCUGGAUCGUGAGGGCCUGGGAGCCCCGAAUGAUCGGAGAUCGCUGGUGCGAUGUGGCUCCUUACUGGGAUCCGAAUUUCGAUGAGAACUGGCUCUCUGAUGACCAGUCCGUUGAUUCAGACGAAGAAGCUCAAGAAUACGAGGAAUACACAACUAAGUCGGAUGCUCUUAGUGAUUCCUCGGAGAGCUACCCCAGAUAUCCAUGUCUCAUGUACGACAGCGACUCGCUUCACGGAGACGGCUGUGAAAUGUCGGACGACUCCGAGGAAGAAGACUUUGAGGAAGAUUAUGACGAGGACCUUGAGGGAGAUGGCGAGAUCUCUGAUGAAUCCGAAAAUGACUCUGAUUGCUCUGACAAUGGGUGUCUUGAACACCAUAUUCCACAGAAUCCUGAUAUCCGUUCCUUGCUUGGUCCGGAGCUUGUGAAGAAACUUGAACGUGACAACAACACUGAUGCCGUCGAAGUGCCCAAGCAUGUAUCUGCAAAGCCUUUUGAGGGCCAGUCACUGAACCCCGCACGGAUCGAGAGCAAACCAUUGAUGGGACAGACUGCUCCUGGUAUGACAAACCCAAGUGCUCGGUUCCCGACACACACUGUUUCUGGUGAGCUGCCAAGUUCAUGUCAGAACAAAUACCCACCAAUGCAACGGAAGAUUGAGAGCAUUGUUGGGGUACCGUCCUUGUCCCAUGAAUUCAAAUAUCCCUAUCACGAUGGACCAUUCUCGACCGGCUAUCCCGCGGAAGAUGCCUGCCUCGCAACAUUUAGAAAACCACAUUUGAAGCGUACUGCAACGGAGAUGGAAUCAUCGUCUCUUGAAGCCAGUCUUUCUCAAGAUGCUCAGCGAUUGCCCGUAGAGCCAACUAGUCAGUCGGAUCUCGACCUCAACACAAUUUCCUCUGAAGCCAAGGAUGCGAUCAGCUCCGCACUUGCCGAGAAUGUCUCUGCAUUUGCUGAGAAUGAGCGUCCGGCAAAGCGAAUCAAGUCUAACCACUCAACCCCAAAGUCCUUGGCAAGCCACGCCACCACGGCUGUCAUCAGCGCUCUGCUGGGUGGUCUGGGAACUAUCGCUGUGCUAGCAUCCUUGCCCAAUGAAUACUUCCAGUGA